Messenger RNA from Scedosporium apiospermum, 2631 nucleotides. RefSeq lists its product as uncharacterized. The record is from RefSeq and is a predicted model, not a curated record. Gene Ontology annotation, cellular component: cytoplasm; nucleus. Gene Ontology annotation, biological process: protein import into nucleus. Gene Ontology annotation, molecular function: nuclear import signal receptor activity; small GTPase binding. Lineage: Eukaryota; Fungi; Ascomycota; Sordariomycetes; Microascales; Microascaceae. The transcript is spliced from 7 exons. The coding region runs from base 1 to 2631 and encodes 876 amino acids.
AUGUCAAACACCGAGAUCAACCAGGUUCUGGCCAAUUCGCUGUCUCCAGACGCGACAUUGCGCCAUGAUGCCGAACAACAACUCUCACAAGCUGCUGAAAACAACUUUCCCCUAUAUCUCGCCACGCUAGUACAAGAGCUUGCCAACGAUUCAGCGCAAGGCCCCAUUCGAGCUGCUGCCGGUAUUGCCCUGAAAAACGCCUUCACCGCCCGAGACUUCGCGAGACACCAAGAACUCCAAUCCAAGUGGCUACAGCAGACGGACGAUGACACGAAAAACAGGGUUAAGGAGCUUACUCUCCAGACCCUCGCGUCAUCCAACUCCCAAGCUGGCAAUGCCGCCGCUCAAGUCAUCUCCGCCAUCGCGGCCAUCGAGCUACCGCGGAACCAGUGGGCCGACCUGAUGACCAUCCUCGUUAAGAACGUCAGCGACGGCGCUCCCCAUCAGAAGCAGGCUUCCCUGACCACUAUCGGCUACAUCUGCGAGUCCCAAGACCCCGAACUGCGAGCCAGCCUCAUCAGCCACUCCAACGCCAUUCUCACAGCCGUCGUCCAGGGUGCGAGAAAAGAGGAGGAGAACCUGGAAGUUCGCCUCGCCGCCAUCACCGCCCUUGGUGAUUCCCUAGAGUUUGUUGGUAACAACUUCAGGCAUGAGGGCGAGCGAAAUUACAUCAUGCAAGUCGUGUGCGAGGCUACCCAGGCCUCCGACUCUCGCAUCCAGCAGGGUGCUUUCGGUUGCUUGAACCGAAUCAUGGGUCUCUACUACGAUAACAUGCGCUUCUACAUGGAGCGUGCCCUCUUUGGCCUCACCAUUCUUGGUAUGAAGGCGGAAGACGAGGAUGUUGCGAAGCUCGCUGUCGAGUUUUGGAGCACGGUCUGCGAGGAGGAAAUCAGCAUAGAAGAUGACAACGCGACUGUUGAGAGUUCUGAUCAGAUCCGCCCCUUUUACAACUUCGCGAGAGUCGCCGCCAACGAAGUUGUGCCCGUUCUCCUUACGCUACUCACCAAGCAGGAUGAGGAUGCUUCGGACGACGAGUACAACAUUUCCCGAGCUGCUUACCAAUGUCUGUCGCUCUAUGCCCAGGCUGUUGGCUCUUCCAUUCUUACCCCCGUCCUCCAGUUUGUCGAGGGCAACCUACGAAACGACGACUGGCAUAACAGGGAUGCCGCCGUUUCCGCUUUCGGUGCUGUGAUGGAGGGCCCUGAGGAAAAGGUCCUCGAUCCCAUUAUCAAGCGGGCUCUGCUUCCCUUGAUUGCUAUGAUGGAAGACAGCUCGCUCCACGUCAAGGAUUCGACCGCCUACACACUGGGCCGCAUUACGGAGGCGUGCCCCAGCGCUAUUGACGCGUCAACUCACCUUGAGCCCCUUAUCCAGUCUCUCUUCAACGGUCUUACCAACUACCCCAAGAUGGCUGCGUCGUGCUGCUGGGCGCUUAUGAACUUGGCCGAGCGAUUUGCCGGCGAACCCGGUGCCCAGACUAACCCGCUCACGCCCCACUUCAACAACAGCGUCACCCACCUGCUGAACCUUUCCGCCCGCAACGACUGCGACUCGGCGACCCGUACUGCUGUGUACGAAGUCCUCAACGUCUUCGUCCAGAACGCCGCCAACGAGAGCUUGCAGGCUGUGGCCUCUCUCUCCGACGUCAUCCUUAAGAGGCUUGAGGAGACUGUUCCUAUGCAGACCCAGGUAGUCAGCGUUGAGGACAAGAUUACGCUUUCCGACAUGCAGACCAGCUUGUCGAGCGUUCUCCAAGCCAUUAUCCUACGCCUCGACAAUGAGAUUGCCCCCCAGGGCGACCGCAUUAUGCAGGUGCUCCUUCAGAUCCUCAGCACUGUGGGUGGAAAGUCGAGCGUUCCCGAGGCUGUGUUUGCCGCCAUCAGCGCUCUUGCGACAGCGGUAGGCGAGGACUUCUUGAAGUACAUGGAGGCCUUUAGCCCAUUCCUGUAUAGCGCGCUCGGCAACCAGGAUGAGCCCGGUCUCUGCUCCAUGGCUAUUGGCCUCGUCAGCGACAUUACUCGAUCCCUGGGCGAGCGCAGCCAGCCUUACUGCGACAACUUUAUGAACUAUCUCUUGAACAAUCUUAGGAGCACCAGCCUUUCGAACCAGUUCAAGCCUGCGAUUCUCCAAUGUUUUGGUGAUAUCGCCGUCGCCAUCGAGGGCCACUUCGAGACCUACUUGCCCGUUGUCGCCCAAGUCCUCCAGCAGGCGUCGAGCGUUACUGCCUCUCCCGAUGGCCCGUACGAGAUGUUCGACUACGUCGUCUCCCUACGCGAGGGUAUUAUGGACGCUUGGGGCGGCAUUGUCCCUGCUAUGAAGGCCAGCAACAAAACUGGUGUCCUUCAACAAUUCGUGCCGUCCAUCUUCAACCUGCUCCAGAUGAUUGCGGAUGAUCUCAAUAGAAGUGAGGCUCUCAUGCGAUCGGCCAUGGGCGUCAUUGGUGACCUUGCGGAUGCUUACCCCAACGGUGAGCUUGUCGAAGCCUUCCGCCAAGACUGGCUCACCACCAUGAUCAAGCAGACCAAGUCGAACCGCGACUUCCAGCCCCGCACCAUCGAGACUGCCCGUUGGGCCCGCGAGCUGGUCAAGCGCCAGCUGGGUGGCCAGGCCGGAACGAUGCAGCAGACAUGA